CUGUUAUCAAUAUUUACUAAAGAGAACACGGUUUACAUGAUGUUGUGUAUCGCCCGACCAGUAUUUAUAAUAAAAACAUUGUAAUUCGUCGUUAGCUGUUGCUGCUGUCGAUGCUUUCAGUUUCACAGCGUUCUACUGUUCUAGACUCGUUUCGAUUAAACUAUAGUCGCCAAGACCUAACCGAAAUCCGAUAUGGUUCGCAGCGGAAGCGAUAGAAACCACCGAAAACGAUCCAGAAGUCGAACGCGAAGUCCACGACGGCAUCGUCGAAGCCGGUCGCGGUCGCCUCGUCAUAAAUCCCACAAAUCCACACGAGAUAGAAAAAAGUCACGUUCGCCUCAUCGUUCACGUUCUCCUCGUAGCAAGAGAAAGACUCCGGACCGUAGGCCAGAAGAAGUUCUUUUUGACCCGACCAAUCCGGAUAAGGAGACCGAACAGAAAAAACUCGAAAUAGAAAUGCAAAAGCGUCGUGAACGCAUUGAACGUUGGAGGGCAGAGCGUAAGAAAAAUGAAUUGGACAGUGUCAAAACAGAUGUUAGAACUACUAUUAUGUCCAAUUUACAAAUUCCAUCUAAAAAGUGGAAUCUCGAAGACGACAGCGACGAAGAUGAUGAAAAUGGCGCCGACAAAGCUGUCGAAGUGGAAGAGAUCGAUCCUCUCGAUGCUUUCAUGCAGGGUGUUCAAGAAGAAGUACGUAAAGUCAACAAACUAGAUGGUCAUCGAAGUCAUUUGCCCGAUAAAAGUACGUUGAACGAAUCUGGUCAAAGUCCGGGAGUUGACACGACCAGCUCUGGUGUUGUAAUCGUUUCUGGAGUGGCCAAGCGAAAAGAUAACAACACAAGAGGAGAACUUAUAGAGCAGAAUCAAGAUGCACUCGAGUACUCGUCAGAAGAAGAACAAGAAGAUUUGAACGUGGCCGCCGCUAGUUUAGCGAACAAGCAAAAGAAAGAACUACCGAAAAUCGAUCAUGCCGGCAUAGCAUAUUUGCCGUUUAGGAAAAACUUUUAUGUCGAAGUACCUGAGAUUACUCGUAUGACUCCUGAAGAGGUUGAGAAAUACAAAGAGGAAUUGGAAGGUAUUCGUGUAAAAGGUAAAGGAUGUCCUCGGCCGAUUAGGGUUUGGGCCCACUGUGGCGUGACCAAGAAAAUCAUGGACAAUCUCAAAAAACAUAACUACGAAAAACCCACUCCCAUACAAGCACAAGCCAUACCCGCUAUUAUGUCGGGCCGUGACCUCAUUGGCAUCGCCAAAACCGGCAGCGGCAAGACGCUUGCAUUUCUGUUGCCCAUGUUCAGACACAUAUUGGAUCAACCGCCUCUUGAAGACACGGACGGACCCAUCGCUAUCGUCAUGGCACCUACACGUGAACUCUGUAUGCAGACCAGUAGAGAAGCGAGAAAAUUCACAAAGAGCUUAGGCUUGCGUGUCGUAUCCGUGUACGGAGGUACUGGAAUAUCGGAACAGAUUGCCGAAUUGAAACGAGGUGCCGAAAUAAUAGUGUGUACACCGGGUAGAAUGAUCGAUAUGCUGGCAGCAAACAACGGUAGAGUGACAAAUUUAAGACGUGUUACCUAUAUCGUACUGGACGAAGCCGAUCGUAUGUUUGAUAUGGGCUUUGAGCCUCAAGUCAUGCGAGUGAUUGACAACGUACGUCCAGAUCGACAAACCGUAAUGUUUAGCGCUACUUUUCCACGUCAAAUGGAAGCAUUAGCAAGACGUAUACUGCAAAAACCUAUUGAAGUCCAAAUUGGUGGUCGAAGUGUUGUCGCUAAGGAAGUCGAACAACACGUCGUCAUUGUCGAAGAAGAGCAAAAGUUUAUGAAGUUGCUCGAAGUGUUGGGAUUGUACUACGACAAAGGAAGUUGUAUUGUGUUUGUGGAUACGCAUGAGAACGCCGAUGCACUUUUACAAAAACUAAUGAAAGCGUCGUAUCCUUGUAUGACUUUGCACGGCGCUAUCGAUCAGUACGAUCGAGACAGCACGAUUGUGGACUUCAAGAGCGGUCAAGUCAAGUUGUUGGUGGCCACUUCUGUGGCGGCCAGAGGAUUAGACGUCAAAGAUUUGAUUUUGGUAGUUAAUUACGAUUGCCCUAAUCAUUACGAAGAUUAUGUUCAUCGGUGCGGAAGGACGGGAAGAGCGGGAAAUAAGGGAUUUGCGUACACUCUAGUUUCGCCCGACCAAGAAAAAUAUGCCGGCGAUUUGAUCAGAGCCUUAGAAACGUCUACCGUACAAGUGCCGGAAGCUUUACGUACCAUGUGGUUACGCUAUCAAGCGAAACAAGCAGCCGAAGGAAAGCAAGUUCAUAAGGGAGGCGGUUUCAGUGGAAAAGGAUUUAAAUUUGACGAAACCGAAGCGGUGAUGGCCAACGAAAAGAAAAAGCUACAGAAGGCUGCGCUCGGCCUACAAGAUUCCGACGAUGAGGACAUCGAAGGCGAUAUAGACCAACAGAUUGAAACCAUGUUGGCUCCUAAGCGAAUCGUCAAGGAAAUCAAAGCUAGCGCUUUGGGACUGCCCAAUCUGACUGGCUCGAUGGAAUCUAACGGAACGCCGCAAUCGUCCGAGCGGUUGGAAUUGGCUAAACGUUUGGCUUCACGCAUUAACAUAGCCAAAAAUCUUGGACCCGACGCCAAAGGUGCGUCGCAGCAAACCGCAGAAGCCAUACUCAAGGGAGGUCUUUCCAGUUCACACCCGGUGAUCACCGCCAAGACUGUGGCCGAACAGCUGGCGGCCAAACUGAAUACGCGACUAAACUAUCAGCCCAAAGAAGAAGACGUCGAUAGUGACAGCAACGACGGCGCCGAAACCGGAACCGAAGAAACGUUUAGAAAGUACGAAGAAGAAUUGGAAAUCAACGAUUUCCCGCAACAGGCCAGAUGGAGGGUUACGUCAAAGGAGGCGUUAGCUCAAAUAUCGGAAUACUCCGAAGCCGGUAUCACCGUGAGAGGCACUUACUAUCCGCCGGCCAAGAAUCCACCCGAGGGAGAGCGUAAACUGUUCUUGGCCAUCGAGAGCACCGACGAGUUGGCCGUAUCAAAAGCGAAAAUCGAAAUAACUCGGCUGAUCAAAGAGGAAUUACUGAAAAUGCAAACGUCGGCACAUCAUAUGGUCAACAAGGCCAGAUACAAGGUCCUUUAGUUGUUGUUGUAUUCAUUAUGUUCUCCGCCUAGAGACGUUGCACGUGUAAUUGUGUGUUGAGUUUUAAAAAAAAAUUGCAACUGCAAUACUCUCUAAAAUAGAAAAAUCAUUCAUGUAAUCAAAUUGUACAUUUUUUUUUCUCCACAACGGUGUUUCGAUAACAUUUUGUUUCGAUAUUGUGCUGUGUAAACUGAAUGAUUAAUUUGUGUACACAAUAAAAAAAAUACAUAAACAAUUUCAGAUUUGUAUAAAUACCGCACUGUGAAAAACACCGAAAACAAUUGUUAUUAUAGAUUAUAUCGGCAAUAAAACUUGUGUGUGGCUCAGUCGGCUAUUGUACACCAAACAAUUAUUUAAAGUAAA
This is a messenger RNA of Adelges cooleyi (spruce gall adelgid), 3498 nucleotides long. It is a transcript of the gene Prp5, whose product is annotated as probable ATP-dependent RNA helicase DDX46. The record is from RefSeq and is a predicted model, not a curated record. Gene Ontology annotation, biological process: mRNA splicing, via spliceosome. The transcript is spliced from 15 exons. The coding region runs from base 193 to 3135 and encodes 980 amino acids. NCBI's taxonomy places the organism in Eukaryota, Metazoa, Arthropoda, Insecta, Hemiptera, Adelgidae. Gene Ontology annotation, molecular function: nucleic acid binding; RNA helicase activity; ATP binding. Gene Ontology annotation, cellular component: nucleus.